AUGCAUCGUAAAGAACACGAUAUUUCCUCUUUAAAUAACGAUGACAUAUGUAAUCAAAGUGUUACUGCUAACUUUGGGAGUCAGACUGAAAUAGAACUCAACAUGUGCCAUACAUGUUCUAAUUUGGAGAUUGCAGCAAAAGUAAGCGAAGACGAUUCAAAUGAGUGCAGAUUUAAAGAAGUUAAUGUUUCCUCAAUGUCUAAAGAAUUUUCCAGAAAUAAAUUAUUGCUGAAAGAAGAAACGCAAGCGACAAAACAACUGUCACCAUGCAUUGAGCAGUACAAUUCGGACAGUGCUAAGAUGACAACAUCCCCAAACUUGCUAGAAAACGCAUUUAUAAUUGAGAACAGUCACGAGUCACACAAUUAUGAAAGAAAACCUCAAAUUCCACUCCAAGCGUUAUCAAAAUUCAGCACUGUAAUAUUAUCUGAAAAUAAGCAAACAUCGUUGACAAACGAAGCCAGUUUUCAAGAUGUUCUGUUCAGUGGUCAAAGCGUCAACAACUUUACAUUUUCUCCAAAAUCUUCGGCCAUGGCGCCAUUGCUUAAAUCAGCAGCAGAUUGUAAACAAAUGUCUCCAGACAGAUAUAAUUUGAAGUCUGUUCGCUUGGAUGAAUUUCCAGCUUCUGUCCCUAAAGAUCAGUCAUUGCAUUUGAUCUCACCAGAAGAUGCCCUUUCAGCAUCAAAAGAUUCUCCCCAACAUCUGACCCAAAACUCUGCCCGCCCUUCGCUGGACUCCACGUCUAAGAAAUCUCUGGACCUUGAGAUUAAAAAUGCCACGAAAGUAGUUCUGCCUAGGAUGGAUGAGGAACCCAAAGCUGCCUCCAGUAGCGACGAGUCCUUAAUCAAGAAUGCUAUCCCCUUCCUUCCACUGGCACUGGCCGUGUGCUGCCUAAUUCUCAAUGUAUUUGUUCCUGGCUCAGGUACAGUCAUGAGUGGACUGCUGGUUCUCUGCUGUGGUCAGCCGAGACUGCUGCGCAAAGAAGACCAGAUUUUGACGACAAUGUGUGUCAACUGCAUGGUUGGUUUGGCUCAGCUGUUCACUGUUAGUUUCUUCCUCGUUGGCUGGUGUUGGUCUGUGGCCUGGGGAGUUCGCCUGGUACUGUUAUCUG
Messenger RNA from Candidula unifasciata, 1111 nucleotides. Lineage: Eukaryota; Metazoa; Mollusca; Gastropoda; Stylommatophora; Geomitridae. The record is from the annotation of a GenBank genome assembly.